Molecule: messenger RNA, 3378 nt
Organism: Somion occarium
Lineage: Eukaryota; Fungi; Basidiomycota; Agaricomycetes; Polyporales; Cerrenaceae
Source: the annotation of a GenBank genome assembly
GUCCUCUCUCCCUACCCUCGAGACUCGAAUUCGAAUUAUUCUCGGUCAGUCGCUGUAUCUCCGUGUCAGAAUAAUUAACUGACUCUCAAUCCGCCUUUGUUAUAUAGCUACUACACCAGGACUCAUUUGAGGUGACAACUGUUUCGCUAUUGGUUUCUCGCAUGAAUUCGCAAGAGAAUGGUCAAGCGCAAAGCCGUGAUAUAAUCGCUCGCCUGCAAAAUGCCAUAAAAGAGCUUCCUGAAUUACUAGCUCUACUUACCGCGCCUUUGGACUCAAUUGGACUUCUCCCUCCACAAUUUGUUCGUUAUAAUACGACCCCUCUACCAGAUGGUGCCUUCAAAGUUUCGAAGCACAUCCCUGCUUUGCAAAGAGCAUUACUAGAACAUGUCAUACCAACAUGGGAAGCUCUGUUGACAGAGAAACGAAUGUAUGGGAUUGUAGAGCAGUACUUCUGCCCAGAUCUGUUCUCAUUCGCUUCACCUGCAGCUGGUGAACUAGCCAUACAUGGGUACUCUACCAUCUUGUCUCUGCCUCUGACCGAGUAUUCCGUGCGAUUCCUUGUGCGUCUUUCCAAAGCAUAUCCUAUCGAUGUCCUAUGGACUGUCGUCUUUGGUGGCUUGUCCGGAACCUCUGAACGGAAAGAGUUCACCUGGGAAGAUUGCGUCCGGAAUGUAAUAGCGAUUCCUGGAAAGGUGGCGAAUGCCCUUGGUGGAAAGUCUGCUAUACCGCCAGAACUCGAAUAUGGUUUAUACUUCAACCAUGUCAGUCGCCGUUGUGAAACACUCAUCCAAAGACUGUCGAUGAAGCGGUCCAAAGGUGAUGUUAUCUCUGUGAAUUACAUCUUGACAAAACUGGUCAAUGUUGGCGUAUUUCCAGUCACUGUACCAACAUCACCUUCCCAACCAUCGUUUUUUCAAUCAACAUUGCCGUCGAUUCGUUCGAACCUGACAUCACCAUCCUAUGCUUCCAUUUGGCCUGAAAUAAUUACGGCCACUCCCUCUACAUUUACACUGCAGACAGUUAUCGCUUCCUUAUUUACGCAUAUCAAGAAAGUCGAAGGUCUUGACGCAUUGGCAUCGGCGCGAACUGUCGCGAAAGAGGAAGCAUUGCUUCUGAGCGGGAUCCUUGGGAGAAUGACUAAAGAUAGUGAUGACCUAUGGGAUACGAUGAAUGCGGUGCUUCUUGGACGUGAAUGGACCGUAGGUCAUGCUCGCAUCUUCGUAUGCUGGGUCGCUGGCUGUGAACGUAACCAAUUUGAUGUUGAGGCAUUGGAGACUCUUCUUGGCAACGUCGUCGAUCUUUGGACUAACGCAGAUCAUAUCAGACACUCGCUCCUCAAUAAGCACCAUUAUAUUACAGCCUUGCUUCUCCUAACCAUCUCAUACAUCUCUGCUCCUGGUGUAUCUUCAGCAGCCAUCAAAAAUCUUGCAUUCUCGCCAUUAUUCAUCAAGUCCAUAUCCACAUACCUCACCCACUUGGAUCCUUCCGUCCGUCGUUGCGGCAUGAUGAUCGCUGAAGAAGUAGCCCGUGGCGCUGGGAAGAAACUCGACUUCGCUGACUGGGACGGGGAGAACGAUGGAAAGGCGUGGUGCAAAGCGAUCCGAGUACUCACAAAGGAACGAGAUAUUGAUGCCGAGAUUGUGGAGGAUAGUGGCAAUGAAGCAGGCGAGGGAGCCAAAAAUGUGAACAUUAGAGAACAACCCGCUCCCCCAUCGAUUCCCUCUCAAGGUAAUCUUCCGAAGGUUACCAAACCUCAAGAUCGGACUGCACUCGUCCAAGAUGUCACAGAAUACGACUCUGAUGAUUCUCUAACUGGCUAUAUAACGUCUCCCUCCUCUUCGCGGUCACCAUCUCCCACACCCUCUGAGCUAGAAGAGAUCGAGAAGGAUCCUACACUUCGCGUCACACAAAAGAAGAUAGCGAGACCUGUGUACCUUGCACAGCUGGGUGACAUGAUUAGACCAGCUGGCGGUUUGAAGCCUGAGGCUGAGGAAGAUGAAGCUCAGAAGCAACAAGUAGCGCUUGAUGUUGCCGAAGAGCAGAUCCGGAGAAAGAGGAGCUAUGGAACCGAGCUAGAGGAAAACGCAGUCAAUUUGGUCUAUGGCCUCAUAGGUUUGCAAGAUAGCUAUGAGCUUGAAGGCUUCAGUCAGAAGCGACAAGCCGCAUUGAAUGCACUUGUCGCAUGUUGUCCUAGGAAGGCAGCUCUUGCGAUGAUUGAAGAAUUCUUCAAGAACCAGUACUCUGCUGAGCAACGUUAUGCCAUCCUGAACGCUCUUGCACUUGGUGCUCGUGAAUUAGCUUCUUUGCCAAUCCCAGAGACACCGGCAAUGCAAACUCCCGAGAGAAUAUCGUUCACAAGCAAGCGUCUUCCGCCAAUGCUUCAUCACAAGUACCUGACAGCUGCCGAUCAGCAACUCGUCGCAGCACCUGUACAGAAUCUCCUAGAAGGUAUCAGUCGGGAGGCGAUCGACAAAGGCCGGGAUGCAGCUGCUGAAAAGGUGCCCGCGUACGUACGGGAACGGCAAUUGCGUAUUAAGAAACCUGCAAGAAUCACAGAAGUCACCAAGGAUGGAACCGUCACCCGACCACAAUCUUCCCAGAUGAUGGCGCGACCAGCUACGGUGUUCACAGAUGUGGCAGCCGAAUACUUCAUCUGCCCUUUGAUUAACCGGUUCUGGCUGUUCCUCCGAGACGAACAAACCCGCGAAGCACGUACGGCUCAACAACCCACUUUACACCAAUACAAAGGAUCUGGAACGGGGCUUAUCCUCAACGCACUCGUCCUGUCGCAUUUCAUGGCUACUUUGGCAGUUUUAGUGCAUGCUGCUAGACAUGCCAAAGAAUGGCUAGCAAUUGUAGCACCUGACGCCUUGGAGCUCGCUGUGACUGUGGGUACAAGACCUCUUUCAUCUGGAGAAGGUGAGGAUGAAGAUGCAGAUGACAACCUUCCGGGUGGACAAGCAUCCGCAAAAGGAAAGGAAGCUGCACUCUUGACAACGUCAUUAGAACUAGCAUUGGUUGUCUUGGAUGGAUGCGUUGAUUUGGAUGGGGGUCGUACGAUGUCGUUGGAGCACACGGCAUUGGUCCUAGGUGUGAGUGAAUGGGCUGAAGAAGUCCUUUCCAGACUGGAGAAAGGUAUCAAGAUGCUUGGUGGAGGUGGGGUUCAGGAAAUGAAGCUCAGGCGUGCUGCGGCAGGAGUUGUAUUGAAGGCAGAUGAGGUGACUUCAAGGUGGAAGCGUUCGAUGAUAGAUGUUCUGUCGAAUGCUUAAUCCCCGGAUCUAUGCUUUGCCUGGUUGUCAUGCAUUUUCCUUUAGUAUUUCGUCAUAAUCGUCAAGACCAACUCGCGCGUGCCAAACACUACGGCUACCCUUUUGAGCC